GAGUUUUAGCACUGCAACAGACGAAGCUCAUUCGAAGCCCACCAAAAAGCAUUUGGCCGUUGUUCCACGAAGUCAACAAAGAGAGACAGCAGCAGCAGCAACGAUCGAGGAGGGCGCCGCUGCAGUCGGACAAGUCUGCUCAGUUGGUCGCUGAAAAUCGACAUCGCGAGACGUACCGAGUUGGAAUACAUUCGUUUCGACGGCGGCGACGCGUCCGCUCGUUGCAGUGGCGCAUUCAUUUUUUUUUUCGUUUUGAUUGAUUGCGAUUAUGAACGAGACCUUAAAACUGUCCGGACUCGGAAUGCAGCGCACCAAUAUCGAGCUCGAGCGGCAGAGGCAUCUGGCCAACUGGCUGAUGAACAGUAGACCGCACAUGCCCGGCGGUCCAGCAGCAGCAUCAGCAACAACAACAUCAGCGGUAGCAGUAACAACACCCACUGCAUCGGCCACUAAGGGCGCAACAACAACAACAGCAACAACUACAAAUCCUGGCUCCACAGUGGGUGGAGCAGGCGCUGGUACAGUGGGCGGCAACGGGGUCGCAACAGCAGCAGCAGCGGGCGCACCCAGCAACAGCGUCGCAGCUGCAGCAGCAGCUGCAUGUAACGGUGGAGCAGCCGUUGGCGCCCAUCACGGCCACCAUUCGGCGGCCGGGGCGCGCAAGCCCAAACUGCGGCGCUUCAACUCCCACGACACCAGCUCGAAUAUGUUCUCGGUGGCCGAUUUCGAGAACGCCCGCCUAGCUCGCCGCAACGAGAUCGAGCUGAACCAGCGGAGGGCACGACGCGUGCGCGGCAGUGCCAACAACAGCACCUACGGCUUGGGAUCGGGCUCAGGAUUGCUGGGCGGUGCCCAUUCCGGAUACUGUGACGCACUCAAUGGCAGCGGCGAUUACUCCACCGGGGACAGCAAGGCCUCCAAGGGCAGCAGCGAAGGUGCGCUGACUGCCAUUGAGUUCCUUGAGCGGAAUUCCCUGCCACGAGUCGUUCGCAUCCUGCAUGCGAGCAAGAGCUCCAACGAGACGCUGCAGUCCAGCUCAUCGCAUGGCUCCUCCACGGCGGCAUCGAGCAGCUCCUCGACGGGAGCGAAUCCGUUUGGUUCUGGUGGCAGUGGUGGUGGAAACAUUUCCAGUGGCAACAUUGACACCGGCACCCAUUCAUCGUCCAGCGGAGGCAGCGCCACCGGAAACGGAACUGGCUCUGGUCCUGGUCUUAGUUCGGGCUCGGGUUCUGGUUCUGGUUCUGGUCACCAAAACAACAACGGUCGCCACAGCAGCAACGGUGGCACCCCACCCGGCCACGAUGAGCUUUUUCUGCUCUACAGGCUGGUGCGACAGCGCAACAUCUACCACGGACACAACGCCAAGACUCAGGCAUCGCAGCGCAAGAAAACGCUGCUCAUUCCACAGGAGUUUCCGGGUUACUUUUCGAUGCUAAGCGAGAAGGGUCUCCCCACGGCCACACAAUACGGAUCUCUGAUACAGCUGGUUCGGGAACGGGUUUACAAGUUUGUCUCAGUGGACAACAUGCCGGCGUUUACGGAAUCCUCGCCCAACAGUACGAGCAGUCCGACGCACGAGGGAUGCCUGCCCAUAAACAAGGGACGACCACAGUACGUGAAAACGACGGCAAGGGGCGGGCAGGUAUUCCGUCUGUUGGCCGUCUUCGAGGAUGGCAAACAGGAUCAGGUCAAUAUGUCGCAGCAUGGCAACGGCAAUGCGACCAGGUCCCAUGGCAGUGGAUACAUGGGACGGGAGAAGGAAAAGAACCGGUAUGCCCAGCUGCUUAAUGAAAACCGGCAGGUGUUGUACGUCCCACUGUCCACCAAGGGCAAGUUCUUCGAGAUUGAGCCGGGAAUUCCUCAGCUGCUUCAGAAACUGGGCGAUGCGCAGCGCAAGCUAAAUCCGGAGUGCGUGCAUCGUUUGAGUGCUUUGGUGACGGCGGCCAAGCAGUUACCGCUAACACUGCGCUAUAUCUCCGGUCCAGGUGGACCCGACAUUCCCGAGCACUUAUGCAUUAGUCAAGUGAGCAAGGAGGACGUGGUCGUUGGCUGUUCCAUUGAAGACGUCGAUACCCAGACACCCUUGCAGCUGAGAAAAUUCUAUCCCAGUCGGGAUAUUCAGUUGGUAAAGAGUUAUUUAGGCUUUGACUCCGAACAACGUAUGCUCGCUAACACGAAUGUGCAGAAUAUGCUCAAGUUUUGUCAAUUUAACUGCGAUCCAUUCCUGAAGCUCGUGGAGAUUGAGUUAAUUCAGCGCUCGGAACGUUCGGGAAGCAAAAAUCGAGAAGGGCUAAGAAUCCUGAAGCCACUGCAUUUUCCAAAGAUCCUGAGACGCGAGAAGAGCUCCAUGGCAGCAGCGCACGAGAAGGAGGAUUCCAUUAUUUUUCUCAGCAAAUCCGAUCUGGAGAAUCUGGAAGCCAAGGAAGCGGCAGCUUCUGCUGCAGCUCACUCGGAAUCCAGUUUGAAUCGCAUCUCUGAGCGCAUGCGUGUAUUCCAGUCUACCAAGAAGAAGUGGUUCGGAAAGCAUCAUCCGCAGCAACAGCAACCACAAGUACAGAAACAUCAAUCUGACUUAGAUCUCGAUGAGCAGGCCAAGCGAAUGAGCAUGGAGCGCUAUACGGAUAUGUCUAAGCUUCUGCAGGAGCGUUUUGGGGCGAAUCCCGAACAGCCAGAGCAGGAUGCUAUCUCCCUGAACAGCACAGCAGCGUCCGACACCGAGACAACGAUGCUGACUACCAUGGAGCCGAGGUCUCUGGACACGAUGAUGCAGAAGUCCAUGUCCCUGCAGGAUAUUGAGCUGCUCAAUGGUCAAUGCAAGCAACGACCUGAUUUGCUGGCCAGCCACAAUCACAAUGACGCCAUCAGCGAGGCAGGUACCGAGCUGGAGGAUGUGGAGAAUCAGACCCCGCCUCCACAGUCCUUCAUCACGGAGAAGCUGUACAACGAGUUUCACGUGAAGACCAGGCAGUACAGUAAGUCAUCGUCCAGUUUGCACCAGUUGCCUCUGUUUAGCUUGCCGCAAAAGUUGCAACUCCACGAGGCUGAGAAGGAGAAGCGACAUCUGAUGUUGCUAAAGGCGCAGCAACAGGCGAUGACCAAGGAACCGAUCACUGGAAGAAGGGCAGCCGGGGGAGUUUCUCUGUUGGGAGGAGGACUCAACCAACUGGCGAUAUCCCCCGCAUCGGUGGUGGAAGACGACUUGCCCUACUCCAGUGUGCGCGAUUCGCUAGUAAUUUCCGACGGGGACUGCCUGCGAUCGGAGGCCGCCAGUAGACCAGUUCCCGCUGUGGACUACACCAAGGAAAAUAUAUACGCCGAAAUCUGUCCCUCGCACACAGUGGACACCUUUUCGGGCGCCACUCAGUUCACUCAUGUGCCCGACGAUGAUGGAGAUUAUGCAUCACUCAAGUAUUCGGUCAAUGGACCACAGUCGGUCAGUCGGAUAGAGGUGAAUGGAGCUACGGCGGCGGUGAAGAGCAGCGCAAUCAGCUACCAUACCGUGUACCUGGGCGAGGAACCGCUGGGCGAGAGGCACGCUGCGCACAUCACCACCGUGGAGUUGGCCGGAGAGGAUAACAUUUACAAUACGCUCAAAUGAUGACUCAUGUGAUUCCGGCGACGUAAGUUGGCCGGCGCCAAAGGCCUGUUUUAAAUACGCCGAUGGAAAAAAGGGCAAGCAAGAGGGAAUUCAUGUUACCCAUGAUCCUACCAAGGCCAUCUUAUAGUCGUGUACUCGAAAGAAAUUGAAGUAUUCUCCAAUGAAGACUUAUCUUUUAAUUAACUCAUUGAAAAAAUACCUUACUUUACUUAUUACCAACUGAUUUUGACAGAACUUCAUUUUCAUGCCAUUGGAUUACUUUAAUUUAAACAUACAUUUUAAAGAGAAAGAGUAUUUAAUUUAUGUUUUGCUUUUAUUGUGUAUUUCUCAGUUUCAUUUUAUAACACGUGUAUAUUAACAUUGAUAAGCAAUGGACAACAAACGCUUAGAGCAUUGUAAAUUUUGUCUUAUUUAAAUAUUUAAAGAAUCUUAGUAAUAUGAGAAUGUUCGAGUACAAGACAAAGAUAAGAAUAAUUUUUAAUCAGAGAACAAUUGAAUGACACCAUUAAUUUGCUGUGAGACCUUGCUUACGAUCGGUAAAAUGUUUUGAAUAAGGCUUUUGGAGCAAUCAGCCACAAAAUCAAAUGAAUUUAUAUUUUAUCUUGCUUACAAUUUUAAGAAAUGGUUACAGCAGAAUACCAAUGUAAGAUCGUUGUCAUAUACGUGAGAGGAGCUCUCAAUUUUAAGAAGAAUACUUUUCCCUGUCUGCCCUUUGAAAAGCGGGUGUGAGAACUUAUAUUUAAUCAUCCAAUAUGGCGCUGAUGCACAAAAAACACAAUAGUAGAGAAAAUAUCUUAUUUUGCAAUAAUACAAAAUUCAAAGCGAAUGAUGUAUGGUGAAUUCAAACAGAAUUUGAAUCUGGGUCAACAAACACCCAAACGAAAGUAAAGAAAAAUCUCGAUCGUAACAUAUAAUUACACAUACAUAUAUUUGUAGAAAGUAGUAUUAGUAUAGGGAUCAAAUUUGUAAAUGAGACGUCGCUGUGGACGACGAAAAACCCCCUUGAAAUGACAACAGAAAUUGUAAUAUUAUUAUUAACCAAGUGAAGACAAGCAAUUUUGUAUUGUAAUCUACAGAUGGGUGCACCCAGUCCACGACUUUCAAUCCAUUAAAAGCCCAGAUCCCUAACCCAUACAAAAAAUACAUCAUAUUGAAACUGAACAUUUGGAAAUUGCAAUAUUAUACAAUUGUAUACAUAACUUAUAUAUAGAUAUAUAUAUACUUAUACACAUAUACUAACGUACAUACGAUAUGGAAAUCUUAGUUCAAACCUAAGGUAUUAUUAGCUCGUAGGCAAUCAACAAGUCAAAUCAAAUCAUAAGCGAUAUACAUCUAUAUAUGCAUACAUUGUAUAUUUGUAAAAUAGCAUAAACUUUUAGGGCAAAAUGCCAAACUUUUACACGAUCUCUCGUAUUUUGUCGUUCUUUUUUGGAAACCCAUUAACUUGGUUUUGUUGGGUUUACUUGUUUUACCCCCAACAACUAAACGUUAAUCAAAAGAAUCUAUUACAUCAAAGUGCGAGCAUGUCCAGCAACCAUAUUUGAAUCUGUCUAAUUGUCCGCUUCGUUCGAUGACCUCACAUAACUUUCACAUAACGUAUUUAACCUAUUAUUAAGUGACUUUAUCGCGCCAUAUAGAAGUGCAGUCUCAAAGUAGAGUUUAGACACUAAGGUCCAGUUUCUAGUCUUAAUUUCAAAACAAAUAUGAAGCCGUUUCGAAAUGAAGACAUGCCAAACUUUUACUUGUGUAAUGAAUGACUUCGGCAUGGCCCGAAGGAACCUUCAAUAUAUACACUUUCAAUUGGGUACUACAUAAAUAAAUAUUUAGACAGAACAUAAGUUAUGAAUUUUUAUUUUAUUUCAUUUGCUACCACAAUCAGUAAAUACAACCUAUUUCAGAUUCGACUGAAAGCUUAGUUCUUAUCUCCCUCAAAGACGGCAAAAUAUCAAGGUGGAAAACGAUUCAAUAAAUAAUGUAAGAAAAGCCUAGUGUUACCAAAAGAAAAACCCUGUAUAAAAAUGAAGCAAUACUCACAAAAUAGCUAUGAUACUAGUUGUAAAACCUCUCUGACAAAGCAACAAUGCGACAGCAACAGGUUCAGUCAGUGUGUGUGAUAGUAGCUAAGUAACGAGGGUACUUGCUAUCUGGAUAUCGGUGUUUUGUACAUAAAUAGGAACGAGGCGUAACCCAGCCCCAGGCAUAUUAUGCGUUAAGUGUACUAAGAGUACUCAGUGGCGGUUACUUUGCAUUUCAUAGUUGGUAGACACGUAAGACAGGCUUCGCUGAAGCACAAGGGUGAUAAAAUGUUGAAAGUGAGCGUUGACAACGCACUCAAUCUAUUUUUGCCCUCUUCAAGAUCAGCUUUGUGUUAUAAAUAGAUACAUAUGUAUAUCAUCCAUCUGUGCUUGCAGAUAAUUGAUAAAGAUAUAGCAAUAACAUAACGAGUAACCACCCGCCAGCAUAAUAAUUUAUACAACAAAAUAUUGUGAAUUAUAUUUAGAGUUUUAAAUUUUUUUUUUUGAGCAGCACAGACAAAAUAUCUAUCGGAUAUGCGAAAAUUACAUUUUAGAAAUUCAGAUGUUUUAAUCAAGGGGCAAUAACAUAACGAGUGUCUCAUGUAAUAUUUAUUUUAAACAGAGUAAAAUAUAGUCAGUACUAAAACGGAUACAUGCACGUACUUGUGCAUGUUGUGAAAAUCAAGCAUUAUCAGGAAUUUUUACGAAAUGGAUGAACAAACGAACGAUUGCACUGAAAGGGGAGUGAACUCAAGCCCCCAGAAUGCCGCCCGAACAGGCCUUUGAUAUACUUUAUUGCAGCUUAUAGUGAAGCAAUAUAAAUUUCAAUAAGAAUUUAAUGGUUUAUAAAAACGGAGGAGCGAAACGGAUGAUGUGAACUAAGUAAUCAUGUUUUUGGUGUCUAUGUUAAUCCCUAGAAAUUCACACACGAUUAAUCAAUUAGAAACUCAAUGUCAAGCAGUAGUAGAGCCCACACAGCAGCAAAUAUAGAUAAACAACUAUUUAAAAUAUAUAUUCAUAAAUUUGAAAAAUAUAACCUUGUAGCACUUUUAGAUCCCCCAACAAUGAAACAAAGACCCAACUUAAGGUAUUCACGAAAAAUGAUGAUGAUGAUGAUUUUUGGAACUGAACGCUGAUCGAUAUUUUAGAAGAGCCCUGACUGAAUUGAUAAGAUGAGAACUAAAUUGAAACGAAUCGAAUUCUAAUGAAUUGUUUGGUAAUGGGUACACGAAUACACACAUGAAAAAAAAACAAAAUAUAAGGAAAACUGAUACGAAAUAAUUGUUAUAGUAGAUCUUUUUCUAAGCGCUGACCAUGGAAAAUAAAGUAUGUAUGAGAGCAAAUCGAUGUCACUGCUUAACAGCAGCUUAGUGACCUCAGCAAGGGCAAGCUCACUUCAACAAAUUAACUCUAACUGAGGAGACCCAAUCAAGUCUAGCAUACAAAUUUAUAUUUCACGUUGUACUUAUAUUUACCUAGAUAAAAUGAAAUUGCUAACAAACACACAAAACUCCCUUUGGAAAACAUGUUUAAGCCCAUACAAGUGAAAUAAACUAAAAUAUCUUUUCAAA
This is a messenger RNA of Drosophila sechellia, 7184 nucleotides long. It is a transcript of the gene B4, whose product is annotated as imaginal disc development protein B4. The transcript has 5 exons. Lineage: Eukaryota; Metazoa; Arthropoda; Insecta; Diptera; Drosophilidae. The coding region runs from base 269 to 3598 and encodes 1109 amino acids. The record is from RefSeq and is a predicted model, not a curated record.